CGCGCGCUCGUUUGCGCAAGCGCCCUUUUAGAACAUUACGAGGAAAGAAAAUGUUCGAAAUGUUUUAUUAAUUCAAAUGUUAAAUUAAAUUAAUUUAAUUUUUUUUGUGCAGUUGCUUGUUAAAUGUGUGCUUGACGACAAAAUGGAUUUUUUCAAUUGGAUCGUGAAUCCUAUAUUUGUUUUAUUUAUCACUUGCAUUUCAAUAUCACGCUCCAUGGAUUAUAUUCCAGACAAAUACGACUUAUUAGAUGUUAUACAAGAAAAUACUCAGUCAUUGGAAAGCACGAGCGGAAAUGACAGUUACACGGCCCUCAAAUUAAUAAAAGCUGAACCAGCGAAUGUACCUCUACACGAAGUGUUCCAUACACUGGACAGCCUUAAGCCUCCAUUUGAAAUAUAUGCCUUCAUAAGCCUCAACAUUAGCAAAAAUCCUUGCUUAUUUUCAAUAUCUACAAAUGUCGAUAAGAAAUUUGCACUAUGUUUCGAUCGAUUCCACUCCAGCCAAAUAAGAAUAAAGUUGCUAGACACAGAAUUGUUUACUAAGAAAUCUUUUACGUAUAAAAAAUUUAUAGAAGGCGAAUGGGCCAAAAUAUUUGUACGUGUGGAAGAAAAAAAGUUAGAAUUAUACAUUGAUUGUAAGUUGAUCAAAACUAUUGCCGUCGAACCUGUCAUCAGAGAAAUAAAGUUUUCGAAGCACAGCACACUGUUGCUUGGAAGAUAUGAAGAGACCGAUGAAGUAAUAUUUCAGGGAGCGAUACAAAACCUGCAAAUAUUUCCAAAUCCAGAAAUUUAUGGAAGAGAUAACAUUUGUAAUGAUGCGUUUAGUUUUCCCGAUAGUCAUACUACCCAAAAGCCACAAAAUUUGAAGUUUAUCCGGGGGGACGUUCAAGACUUCAGCAAUGAUCCGAAUGUAGAGGAAACAACGAACUUAGAAGAAAAAAGUAAAAAAACUGAAAUACGUGAAAAAGGUGAUAAAGGAGAAAUGGGUAAUAAAGGUGAAAAAGGUGAACAGGGUCAAAAAGGUGAACAGGGAAACAAAGGUGACGAUGGAAAAUCUAUUACUGGGCACGAGGGUCCACAAGGGCCUAAAGGACCUCCAGGAGCUCCAGGAGUUGCAGGUGAAAGGGGUGAUAAUGGAAAAUGUGAAUGUGUUGCUGGUCCACGUGGCGAACAUGGUCUACCAGGACUUCGAGGUGAACCGGGAGUAAAUGGUUUGGCCGGUUUGCCAGGCACCCCAGGAGAAAGAGGUCCACCAGGUCUAAAUGGUACUAAAGGGGAGCCGGGGGUUCAAGGAAUCGCAGGAAUGGUUGGACCAGAAGGACCAAAAGGACCACCGGGAAAAGAUGGAGACCCUGGACCACCAGGGGAAACCGGACCACCGGGGAAACCAGGAACUGUAAUAAAGGAAAUAGUAGAGGCAAAAAAAAUAAUCACUUGUGAAAAGGGUGAUAUGGGGCCAAUUGGGCCUGCCGGACGAGAUGGAAGAGACGGAGAGAAUGGGAAGAAAGGAGAUCAGGGAGCCAAAGGUGAAAGAGGCUAUCAAGUAAUAGAACAUAUUCAGGGCCAGGAUGGAAAACCAGGACCACCCGGAGAAAAGGGAGACACAGGAAUGUCAGGAAUAAAUGGAAUACCUGGAGAGCCUGGGAGCAAUGGUAAAAAAGGCGAAAAGGGAGACAUAGGAGAAGCCAUAGUAGUGCAAAUUAAAGGAGGGAAAGGUGAAAAGGGAUCGCCUGGUGAGAAGGGAGAUAAAGGAUUAGAAGGCGUCAAAGGAACUGAUGGUACCAAUGGACCACAAGGGCCUCCUGGAGAACGGGGACUUCGAGGAGAGAAGGGAGAAUCUGGAACUGAUGGAAAAAUGGGACAUAAAGGUGAACCUGGAGAACCAGGUCGACCAGGAAAUGUACCAACUGCAGCUAUCAGUAAAGGGUCAAAAGGGCAGCAAGGACCACAUGGCCCCCGAGGCCCACAAGGGCACAAAGGAAAAACUGGACCACGUGGACCAGCGGGUUUAAAAGGACCUAAAGGCGAUAAAGGUGAUUUGGGAGUUAAAGGUGAAAAGGGAGAUACACCAUUCAUUGAUGUUGGGAAGCUUAAAGGUGAAAAAGGAGACAGAGGCGAAAUUGGCCCGGCAGGUAAAAUGGGUAUACCUGGCACACCUGGGAAAUGUGAAAGCUGUAACUCUCAUGUAGUUUCCGGACCACCUGGAUUGCCGGGGCCGGCUGGUCCACCUGGCACAUCAAUAACUGGUCCUAAAGGAGAACCGGGCCAAAUUAUUAAAAGUUCACUUUUUGAUUUCGAUAACAGUAAGGGCACUUUGGAAGACGAAGAUGACUUUUAUACCGCUGGAACUGUUAUUUAUAAAACGAGAAGAGCUCUUUUUAAGAAAACCUCAAGUAUACCUCAGGGAACGUUAGCUUUUAUCAUGGAAGAACAGGAAUUAUUAUUGAGAGUCGGAAAAGGAUGGAAAUAUGUAUUUAUAGAUUCCGUAAUACACACAAGUGCAGUAUUAACACCGCCAAAGUAUAAUACGCUGCAAUCCUCAAAAUUGCAAGUCCCUAAACCGAACAACGAAAGAUAUAUUCGCUUAGUAGCUCUAAACAAGCCAUAUCCUGGAAACAUGCUUACCGCAGCAAAUAGGACUGGAAGGAAUGCUGUUAACCAAGAAUGCUACAGGCAGGGUUCGAAGUCAUUCCACACCAACAAUUUUGUGGCUUUCUUAGCUACUAACGUGGAUGAUCUGAAAUCUGUUGGGAAAACGGGUAUGAAUAGUAACCUGCCGGUUCAGAAUUCUAGAGGCGAGGUACUAUUUGACUCUUGGUCGAGCAUGUUCAAUGGAUCUGGUGCCCUGCUAAACAACUCUAUCUACAGCUUUAACGGGAAGAGUAUAUUUAUUGAUCCCACUUGGCGAACCAAAGCAGUGUGGCUUGGAAGCGACUCCUUCGGCUCAAGGUCACCAAGAUUCUCCUGCGACAAUUGGCAGAGUGAUAACGCAAUCAGCAAAGGUACAGCGUCCUCACUUGCCGGACGUAGACUUCUAGAACUGAAAGAAUAUCCAUGUAACAAGGAGCUUAUAGUUCUCUGCGUAGAAGUUACGUCUCGUACACAAGUUUUGAAAUCAAAUGCAAGAAGGAGACACCACAGGUCAAGAAUGAGUAUGGCGGAAUCUACGUUCUAUAAUCAAAUACCGGAAACAUAACAUUCGCAGAAACACUAGACUAUUUACUGUCUUCCUAAUAUUUCCAUUGUAUAUAGACCCAUAAUAUUAUACUCCUGCGUAGGUUUUAUGAACCAACUAAGUUGAAUAUAAUAAAAUACAUGAAAUCCAUUUACAGUACAUAUAAGUACAUUAUUGAUUGAAAAAUGGCCCUGAACAAAAUAGUAUGUUCAAAAUUAUUAAAAAUUAGAUUUCUUAACCUCAGUUUUUCAAAUGAAUUCAGCAAAUAUUUACUUUCGCGGUAUUUAAUUAUGUUAGUCACGUAGCAUGGAGUUAUCAACGAAAAUAUUCCCUCGCACCGACAAAAUAUGUUGCUAUUUUCAUGUUUGAUGUCGGUUUAAGAUACUCCCCCGCUAUUUAUACAGCUGCAGAGCUUGCAAUCAGUUAAGUUUCAAGCCAAUGUAUACCAAUGUGUUAAGGUAACUUUUGUAACGAUUAUCGCGACCAUCCAUUCAUUAACCUGUUAACGCGCGAUUUCUUUGUGUGAGCAUUGACUGGGUUGAUUGAACGCUCGUGCUUUAUCUUUCAAUUAGUUGCGCGGCGCUGUGUUUUUCUCAGCUUUCAUGACAAAAAAAAAACAUUAUAGAAGACGCUUGAUAUCUCGUUCCCAAAUAAACCUAAAGAACAAAACCGGUUUUAAAUCCUUCAUCCUAAAUGACAACCGUGGCGAGGGGUAUCUACAAUUAGUUGCCUUUUAAAUUUUCAAUUUCGUGUCAUAUUGUUUAGUCAUUAGUAUAAUAUUAUAAAUGUAAGUUAAUUAAUUAUACUUUUAGAUAUAAUAUUUAAACAGUCAUUAAUUUCAACUGUAAGAUAACAAUUUCUUUAGUUUAAGGAUGAUGAUUUUAGAAACGCUUAAUAAGUUAACUAAUUGUUGUCACAUUACACUCAGAACGGUAUAAUCACUUUUCUCUUAAUUUUAUAUUAUUAGUUUUUGAAUAGUAAUUGUAUUGCAGACGUUUUUAAGUUUUCGUAAUAGUUGCAGUGACUUGGUGGAUCCUGCCCUCCUAUGACAGCCUGAACCCAACAAGAAGCAAUUGGUGGCUGAAGAUAUGAAUACGCAAAGUUAGACGGAGGGAUGUCCUAGAGUUGCUGGUUUGCAAAGCAAACAUUAUAAGAAAGCUGGUAUAGGUUUAUUUUUUGCUAGUUCAGAGUUGCCAGACGCCAAAAUUCCAGGUUCAAAUUUGUUACGUCUGCACAGCGCAUAUUUAAAAAAUAUAAAUAAAAAUGUAUGGAAAAUUAUUCAUGACAGGUGCGACACUUUUCCUAUUCUUUAAGGAUCGUAAAACUUACCUUUGGUUUCUAAAUAGAAUUAAGUAUUUGUAUUGUGUUGUUUUAAUCGACAAUAAAAUUCUUUAAAAGUGUUGAAUAAAAUUUUAAAACGAUUUUACAAAAGCUUUUUAGUUAAAGAUCGAGGGGUUAUUGCUCUAACCCCUGACGAAUCUGUGCGCAAAUUUGUUGUUCGCGGUGUACCAACACAGUUCUAAAGUUAAAAAUACUAUGAAAUGUCAUGUUAUGUCUUAUGCAUAUUACUUUAUCGUUAUAUCUAUUAACGUUCCCACUAUAUAUAUAUAAAGAGGACAAGACCUGAUGAUGAAGACCUUAUGUAUUGGAGAUACAUUAUUCUAGUCUUAGAGGUUUUUGACAUAAAGCGAAAUGAAAAAUAAGCUACUUACGAAAUUGUAGCUAAAAAUCUUCUAAAAUAUACUAAAAUUAAGUCUUAUUUUUAUGUGUAUUAGGAUGAAAAAUGAGCGAAGUAUAACUGUGGCAUUUAAGCAGUGAACUUUUUUUGUAUUUUUUAAACAAUUCGGAACUCCUAUUAUUGUUUAAGCACUUGGUUCUCUGGCUUUACGAUAUAUCUCGCAAAAUACUAUCAAUAAAAAAACAAAAAAGUUGUUUGGCUCCUAAUCACUUAAGAAUUGUGCCCUUUACAUGUCAGAAAGACGGGCAGAGUGAAAUUUUUAAGAAUUAAUCCGCAUUUUAUUUUUACCUGCCUUUUAGAGAAAAAUAUUUUU
This is a messenger RNA of Pararge aegeria (speckled wood butterfly), 5226 nucleotides long. RefSeq names its product collagen alpha-1(IX) chain-like. Bases 143 to 3196 code for a protein of 1017 amino acids. The record is from RefSeq and is a predicted model, not a curated record. The transcript is spliced from 26 exons. Lineage: Eukaryota; Metazoa; Arthropoda; Insecta; Lepidoptera; Nymphalidae.